UUUUUUUUUUUUUUUUUUAAUCUCUGUGGAAUUGGUCUCGCAAGCGAUCGGGAUUGUUUUUAAUAUGUCAAAAUGUGUCUGCUGACGCCACUCCUGCUCUUCGGAUUUGCAUUUUUUCAAGUCUAUGGAUCCCGUCUCCGCCAAGAGGACUUUCCACCACGGAUUGUUGAGCACCCUUCAGAUGUGAUCGUGUCUAAAGGAGAGCCAACUACUCUGAACUGUAAAGCUGAAGGACGGCCAACCCCCACCAUCGAGUGGUACAAGGAUGGAGAGCGGGUGGAAACGGACAAGGAUGAUCCACGCUCCCACCGGAUGCUGCUGCCCAGCGGAUCUUUAUUUUUCUUACGCAUCGUGCACGGGCGCAGGAGUAAACCCGAUGAGGGGAGCUACGUUUGCGUAGCAAGGAACUACCUUGGAGAAGCUGUGAGUCGCAAUGCAUCUCUGGAAGUGGCAU
Messenger RNA from Malurus melanocephalus (red-backed fairy wren), 454 nucleotides. Its product is annotated as roundabout homolog 2-like. The transcript has 2 exons. Gene Ontology annotation, biological process: synapse organization; homophilic cell-cell adhesion. Gene Ontology annotation, cellular component: plasma membrane; neuronal cell body; axon. The annotation marks the transcript as partial. NCBI's taxonomy places the organism in Eukaryota, Metazoa, Chordata, Aves, Passeriformes, Maluridae. The record is from RefSeq and is a predicted model, not a curated record. Gene Ontology annotation, molecular function: axon guidance receptor activity.